This is a messenger RNA of Fusarium odoratissimum NRRL 54006, 792 nucleotides long. RefSeq lists its product as uncharacterized. The record is from RefSeq and is a predicted model, not a curated record. Gene Ontology annotation, cellular component: endoplasmic reticulum. Lineage: Eukaryota; Fungi; Ascomycota; Sordariomycetes; Hypocreales; Nectriaceae. The transcript has 3 exons. Bases 1 to 537 code for a protein of 178 amino acids.
AUGUCGCUGCACAAGCCGUUUCUCGAUUAUCUAUAUCUAUUUAUAGUAGUUCUCCAUUUGACUGCUAUGCUAGGGGUCGAUUUUGUUCCAUUCUAUCCGCAGUCUCUAUGUCAACCUCGUGGCUCGCCAUUCCACUUUCUUGUCGCCUAUCGUCAGUGGUACAUCACAACAAUGUCUGAUCCUUAUUAUGACCUUGACAUUCCUGGGCACUUCUUCGAAUUCCUAGUCUAUGUUGAGCUUGUUGUGCAGUUCCCUCUAGCACUAUAUCUCACCCACGCACUGUUAUCCAAACAGCGGAUCUCUGGUUCUGGGGAGCUUGCAGCCGUCGUCUACGGUGCAGUGACGGGCCUUUGCACGGCUAUAGUUUGCAACGAUAUGUGGCAUCUGGGUCCAGAGGUUAUCACUCAUGAGGCCAAGCAAACUCUGCUGUUUGGGGCAUAUCUGCCAUAUGCCGUAAUUCCGACCUUGAUGUCAUUGGAAAUGCAAAAGCGGCUGCUAGCCCGGCUUCAUAGAUCGUCUGGAAUCAAACAGGAAUAGUAUUUCUUACAGUCAACUAUAAAGGAAGGAUUUAGACAGUCAACGAGGUGUCAGGUAUUUACUGGAGAUAUGUAUUAGUUGAUUUAUAUUCGCGUUCUCCCACCUAUAGGUACUCAGCAGACUAACAACAAGGAGCAACAUGGUGGUGUCUAGACUAGCAUAAGUCAAUUUGCACCAUACUCAAAGGGUAGAAACUUCCAUGCGUCUCGAGACUCUAUUCUUUAGCUUUGGCUAAUAGAAAUCUAUAUUACAGCA